This is a messenger RNA of Telopea speciosissima, 1054 nucleotides long. RefSeq lists its product as uncharacterized. The record is from RefSeq and is a predicted model, not a curated record. The transcript is spliced from 2 exons. Lineage: Eukaryota; Viridiplantae; Streptophyta; Magnoliopsida; Proteales; Proteaceae. Bases 37 to 1053 code for a protein of 338 amino acids.
UGAUUUCUGAACGAAACUACUCCAAACUAUAUACAAAUGGACUACUUAUCCACAUUUUCUUUCGUCUUUGCAACAACUACGGCCAUCGUCGUUCUGUCAACUCUGUUCUGUUGUUCCAGUGCCGGAAUUCCAUCGGAAUCCAACGGUGGCCCCAAGCAACCUUUGAAACCUGAUACCUUCUCCAGUCCGAACACCGUUCCUGCCUAUCCAGUCCAGACAGAGACACAAACUUGCCAUCUAGACCUCUCAGCUGAGCUCUUCGGCGGGGUGAACGAGGCCUGUGGGCGGAACCUCGACCGUAGCCGCUGCUGUCCCGUUCUAGCGGCGUGGCUGUUUGCGGCGCAUGCUAAGUUAGCGUUACAGGUUCUGGCGCCAGCUCCGGCGUCAUCAUCGGAUGGGCCUAUGAUGCCGGACGAUUUGCAGAAGUGUGUGAAUUCGUUGCAAACGUCGCUUCUGAGUCGCAACAUCCACAUUCCACAGCCCAACGCGACAUGCGACGCAAUCCUAUGUUUUUGCGGGAUUCGGCUUCAUCUGAUCACCUCCUUGAGCUGUCCUGCUGCGUUUAACAUUUCUUCGCACCAUAACGCCACGCCCACUGCUGCCGUUAGGAACUUGGAACGGAAUUGCAGAAACUCCUCCUAUUCUGGCUGCACUAGGUGCCUUGGAGCCCUUGAGAAAGUUAAUGGGAAGUAUGGGACAGCAGGGGGAGAAAAAAGGAGCAGCGACGCCGAUGACGACGGUGAUGAGAGAGCGAGCAAGAUGUUCAGCAGGGACUGCCAACUCAUGGGGCUGACGUGGCUAUUGGCGAGGAACAAAACGACGUACAUACCAACAGUGUCAGCGGUGCUGAGGGCUAUGAUGUACAGUGCGCACCCUCCACACCAAUCCAAAUGCAGCCCAGACCAGGAGAACAUGCCACUGGCCGUCGAUUCUCUCCAAUUCCAGAGACUCGAUUCAUCUCAUGCCUCUGCUCCUCCUCCUUUUCGUCUUCCUUCAAUCAUUCUCUUAUUUUCAUUUCUGCCCCUCAUCAUACCCUUCUUUUUAAAUUUCUAAU